Molecule: messenger RNA, 268 nt
Organism: Ambispora gerdemannii
Lineage: Eukaryota; Fungi; Glomeromycota; Glomeromycetes; Archaeosporales; Ambisporaceae
Source: the annotation of a GenBank genome assembly
AUGUCAAAUAUCGUUGAAUCCGAUGAAUCAACUGUCCCGAGCUUUUGUAGAUUUCCGGAUAAACAUACGAUCGGCGUGUUUGUUACUUCGCUUUCGGACGGGUAUACAGAAAGAGGUCGACUUUGGGCGGAAGAUGCCCUUCAGGAAAUGAUGGAAGAAUCAUUGAGAUUGGCUUAUCGUCAAGAAGAUCGUACAAAGAACAUUAACACAAACACAUCAAGAUGUGAAAGAACUAUCUCCCUGGAUAUUCUGGAUCUUUUGGAUUUCA